AUGAAUGGGUUCUUUGUUCCCAGACGGAGCUUGGAGCCUUGGCAGGCGCGGAUGUCGCAGAGACAGCAGCGAAUGCAGCGGCAGUCAGCCGCUGGGCCAUGGGACGGCGAUGUUGACACGUACUCCGAUAUUGAGGAGGAGGUCCUGUUGCUGCAAACGGAUGAUCCACUAGAUAAGCAGCAGCAACCAGGUCAACAGGGCGAGUCUCAGCACCGGAACGCAUUGACAACUGCUGCGGAUGGCAGCACAGCAGCACCAUCGCCAUCAGCAGCCAGCGGUGGCGGCGGCACAUUGGAGGGCAACGUGGCCACUGGGAAGGGAGGCAGUGCCACGGCUGCUGCGGAGUCGGAUGCCGCCGAUCCAGGUCCCCGGAGCUCGGCGGGUGUUGCUGGCGCCGCAAGCAGCAGUGGCGGUGGCGAGGGCACGGCAGCCGCGAAAGGGGAGACGCCCGCUGCAGAAGCACUGGAGGCGGUGCGGACUGCUGAUGCAGCAGCUACAGCAGGCAGUGGACCAGCAACAGCGUGUGGUGGGGACGCGGCACGGGAACAGCUAGAGGCGCUGGAGGCCACUUGCAGCGCGGUGGCACAGGAAGACAUGGAGGCGCAAGGCGCCAUCGCUUGCCUGGCCGGCCGGACCGCAAAGUACUAUUUGCGCAGUACGGCAGUGACUCUGGGCCGUAUCACGGAAUCCAAAGGCGACGUGGAUGUGGACUUGGCCCCCGAGGAACCCCCCGUGAAAGGUCCAGGGAGCAGCGCGCCCGCCGCGCCCACCGGCGGCGGUGACCAGCAGGGGCCAGGCCAGGUGCAGCAGCAGCAGCAACAGGCUCCGGCCGGUACCUCGAGCGGAGGUGCGGAGCCGGCCUCGGGCACACAGUCAGCCAGCUCUGGCUGCCGGGGUCACGUAGUGAGCCGACGUCAGGCCAUCAUCCGGCUAGGUCCGGAUGGGCAGUUCCGGCUUGUCAACAUGGGCCGCCAAGUUGUGACCGUGAACGACAUCGCGGUGAGAAGAGGGCGACGUGUGCACGACCGUAACUUCCUGGCGCGGGCGGGCGCUACUAAGUCCUUCUGCAUGCGCUGCCUAAGCGAUGCCAUUGCCAGAAUGACGAGCUCGUGGUUUAGGGGAAUGGAAAUAUGCUUUAUAAUGUGUACGUUUGGCGGUCGUGUUCUGUGUUGGACACUGUGCGACAAAUGCAAGCAAGAGCAGGGGUUUGCUGUGGAAAUUAGCGAGGAGUUUAAUAGGCUAAGUAAGACUGUUAGCUACGAAGGGGAAUUCUGUUGUUCCGUUCCAUGCGGUUGCGAGGUUGGCGCUGUCCAUCGGGGUGGCCACGUGGCAAAGGAAGAGUUGGGGAUGACCCGAAUGAUUCUCAAUGGAUUGCACAGCCGUGUGGAGCUGCUGGACUAA
Molecule: messenger RNA, 1401 nt
Organism: Volvox carteri f. nagariensis
Lineage: Eukaryota; Viridiplantae; Chlorophyta; Chlorophyceae; Chlamydomonadales; Volvocaceae
Exons: 6
Coding region: 1-1401 (466 amino acids)
Biological process (GO): positive regulation of transcription by RNA polymerase II
Cellular component (GO): NSL complex; MLL1 complex; Ino80 complex
Molecular function (GO): G-quadruplex RNA binding
Source: RefSeq, a predicted model, not a curated record